Molecule: messenger RNA, 2292 nt
Organism: Ectocarpus sp. CCAP 1310/34
Lineage: Eukaryota; Phaeophyceae; Ectocarpales; Ectocarpaceae
Source: the annotation of a GenBank genome assembly
GCUCUACAACAAGAGGUUAGAUCCUUCAUGUCCGCAAGACCCACUCAGAUAAAUGCAGGCCCACAAAGCGCAGCGCAGUCUGCAGCGCCCGUGAUCUCCGCCGGCGGCGGCGCAGCAACAGCAGCCCAGGGCCCCACAGGCUCUGGUGCACAGGCCACCAAAGGCCCAGCAACAAGCGGCUCAGCGUCCACGGCAGGGACAGGCAACAGGAAGCAGAACCAUGGCGCGGGCGGUAAGGCACGGAAGGGCGGGGCGGGAGGAGAUGCUGGUGGGAGCGUUGCUCAGCCGAAGCCGUCCGUGGGAGGGGCGCAGCAAUUUGAGCAUGCGAUGGACACGCCGUUCCGCACCACCUCGGCGCCCCCCGCGGAACAAGCGCAGUUCAACUACCAGCAGAUAGCGUGGCGCAAUCAAACGCAGAUGCAGAUGAACAACAAUGCGGCUGCCGCCGCCGCUGCCGCCGCGGCCGCUGGCGGCGGUGGCCCUCAGCAGCAGCAGGGGAUGCAGGGAGGUCCUAUUCCCGGAGGCCCCGGUCCGGGGGGGGGACAGAUGGUCCCCGUCCCCGUUCCCGGCGCGGGGCCGGGGAUGGCGGCCAAGGGGGCGGGAGGGGCAGGAGCACCCCAUCCGGGACAGGGGCAGCAGCAGCAGCCACCGGGCGCCCAACAGCAGAUGCAGCAGCGAGGGAUGAUGCCGCAGCAGGCGGGCGGCAGAAUGGGACCUCGAGGAACCAUGCAGCAGGGGCAAAUGCACAUGCAGCAGAUGCGAGGUGGUCCCACCGCGGGUGGAUCUCCCCGGAGAACGGGCAUGGCAGCGGGCUCUUCUCAGCAGAUGCCCAUGAUGCGUCCGGGUGGGCCCCAGCAGGGGGCGCCAGGGUCCGCGGGCGGUGGAAUGCCGCUCCAGCAACAACAGCAACAGCAGCAGCAACAACCGCAGCAGCCGCAGAAGCACGGGCAGCCGCAGCAGCAGCAGCAGCAUCAGCACCAGCACCAGCACCAGCAAGUCCAGCCGCAGCACCACCCCCAGCACCCCCAGCAGCAGCCGAUGAUGUACCACCGAGUGCCCAUGCAGAUGGGGAUGUACCCCCAAGGGUUCAUCCCGCAGCAGGGGAUGGGAAUGCCGCAGGGAAUGCCGGGCCAAGUCCCAGGCCUCGCGGGCGUACCCCCCCCUCCGAGUCCCGUGGGCCCCCGAGGCUCGACUGCCGGCGUCGGCGGCGUCGGCGGCGCCACCCCGGCGGCUCCCGCGGCCCCCGGCAGCGCGGGCGGCCCGAGCGGCACGGUGGGGGUGCCCCCGUCCCCCCUUGGGGGGCCCGCGGCGCCCCCGAAGAGAAGAGCCGCACUCGAGAUCGUCGACCCGUCUACGGGAAAGCCCAUCGACUUCUCGGAGGGCGGCGGGAGGGGCGGGGGCGGGUUGGGCCCGCCGGCUGCGGCGGGGGCGGGGGCGGCGGGAGCGGUGGCCCCCGGAAGGUCUCCCAGGCUAGGGGCGGCGGGCGUUUCGGACGCGGCGAAGGAGAUGCGCGAGAAGGCGCAGGCGGCGCUCAAGGGGGAAACCCUGCCGCCGCCGUCGCCCUCUUCUUCCGCGGUGGCGGCGGCCAAGGGCGGAGGAUCGUCCGCGCCGCCCGCUACGUUCGCCGCCGGCGCGGGAGCGGCGAGUUCGCCGCCGGCGUUCAAGGGCCCGGCCCCCGCCGCCGCCGCGGCGACGUCCCGGGGCGCGCCGGCGCCGAAGGCCGACCGUGUGCCUGCCGCCGGUGAUACGGUAGAAGUGUCGUUCGGCAGCUACAGCGACCCCGCUGCCGCGGCUGCCAAGACGGACGCCGACGCUAACGCGGUGGCGGUGAAGGAGGCUGCCGCUAAGAAGGAAGCAGAAGCAGCAGCAGCAGCGGCGGCGGAGGCGGCCGCGAAGACGAAGGCCGCCGAAGAGGCUAAAAAGAAGAAAGAGGCCGAGGAGGCCGCCGCCGCGAAGGCGAAGGCCAAGGCCGCCGCAGAGGAGGCACAGAAGCAAGCCGACUUGAAAAAGAAGGCGGCGGAGGAGGAAGCCCGCGCGAAGAAGGAAGCAGAGGCCAAGAAGGCGGCGGCGGCGGCCGCUGACGCCAAGGCGGCCGCAGCGAAGAAGGCUAGCGAAGAUGCAAAGGCAGCCAAGGCUAAGGCCGACGCUGAGGAAAAAGCGGCCUCUGCCGCAAAGGAGGCAGCCAAGAGGAAGACAGCUAGUAGUACCACCACAAAGGUGCUGGCGUGUCACGCCCGCAGACACUCAUGUCUUCGCGCGAGCACUGGGGUCCCAACGGGCAUGAAAAUGUAA